AUGUCGCACGCGCCGUCGUCGGCAUCGUGGCGCGAGAACGACGCGAUCGAGCACGUGGAGGAGCGACUCGUCGGCCUCGAGCUCUACGCCAACGCCGCCGCCGGAUUCGAUGGUGUGCUGAAAGAACGCUACAGCGAUUUCAUCGUGCGGGAGAUCGACAUCGAGAGCGGUGAGGCGGUGGUUUUGAAUGAACUGAGCGCGACGUGCGAUGUAGAGAUCGACGCGCGAGAGCGGAAGAAGUUUGAGGCGAUGAAGGCGAAAAGUAUUGAGGAGGCAAUGAAAGAAUUCGAAGCGCUGUGCGGUGCAGAGGACGCGCGGCGACUGAGAGAAUUUUUAGCCACUCCCGGGGUGACGCGUCGAAGUCAGAAGACGCACGAUGGAAAGGCGGAAACGCCCCAACCGCUCGUGCUCGAGCCGACGACGGAUAAAGCGAAACGGACGCAAAUUCAUCAAUUUUUCAAGAAACACUUUUUAUUACCUACGGACAACGUCGUGGAGUCGAACGAGGAAGAGAAGGAAGCUCUCAAGAACUUGAAAAAGCCGUCUUCGAGCGUGCGCGUGCAUGCCGCCGUCAAGCAAGGCAAGAAGCGAACGCGCGUGGAGGCAAUGGAUCAUCGAGCGGUGGGAAACUUUUGGCCCGAAGGCGUUCCAGAACAUGUGCGAUUUGCGUUUUGCAAAGAAAACAAAGAGUCUUACGAGAUGCUCAACGUCAUAGCCCGGGCCUUGAAGGUGAACUUCAAGUCUAUUGGCGUCGCCGGAACGAAGGACAAGCGCGGAGUGACAACGCAACACGUCACCGUGCACAGAGUUCGGGCGAAAAGGUUGGCCAAGCUGGUACUUUAUGGGUGUAAAAUUGGUAACUAUACGUAUGUCGACAGACAACUUGGUUUCGGAGACCAUUGCGGGAACGAGUUUGAGAUAACGCUCCGAGGCAUCGACCCAGACGUCGUCGGGAACGUGGAGGAGGCAGUGCGCGCACUCAAGUCUUCAGGGACCAUCAACUACUACGGUUUGCAGAGAUUUGGUAGCGCUGGGGGCAAACACGCAACGCAUAAAAUUGGAAUUGAACUUUUACGUGGCGAAUGGCAAGCUGCGAUCGACGCUUUGCUGCUGCCGCGCGAAGGCGAGCGCGACGAUGUCAUGAAGGCGCGCUUGAAAUGGAUGGAAACAAAGGAUCCCAAUGAGACUUUGAAGUUGAUGCCACGCUGGUGCGCGGCAGAGCGCUGUGUGCUCGAGCGCAUGUCAAAAGUUCGCUCCACGGACUUGGUCGGAUCGCUGUUGGCCGUGCCGAAGCAGAUUAGACUGAUGUACAUUCACGCCUACCAGGCAUACUUGUUUAAUCGUGUCGUGUCGGAGCGCAUUCGUAAGUACGGAGUCAACACGGUCGUCGAAGGUGACUUAGUGCUCGAAGAGGGAAACUGUGCCGGAGAUGAAGGCGAAGACGAUAUGAAUGGCGAUACUCGGGUGAGUAUGCCGAGGGUUCGCGUAGUGACAGCCGAGGAAGCCGCUUUGGGUGCGAUUGACUCGUCGCUCGUGGUGCUGCCGCUUCCUGGAAACUCGAUAACGUACCCAACAAAUUUGGGUGAUGUUUACGAUCGAUUCGCCGCGGAGGAUGGAAUCAGUUUGAAUACUACGACGCAUUCGGUUCGUGAAUUCGCAAUCAACUCAUUCACCGGUGACUACCGUAGAUGCUUUCUCAAACCCACAAACGUAUCGCACACCGUCAUUUCGUACGCGGACGCGGCGGCGGAUUUGGUUUUGACCGAUCUCGAUCGCAUCAAUGGCAUCACCGAACGCACCAUCGAAGACGGCCCUUUACGUGCCGUAACGGUGAAGUUCACUCUGCCCCCGUCUUCUUACGCCACCAUGGUUCUUCGGGAGUUGAUGAAGGCGAACACCUCGGUGAGCUCGCACAAGCGCAAGACGCUCGACGCGCGAGCGGCGGCUUCCGUAGAGUAG
This is a messenger RNA of Ostreococcus lucimarinus CCE9901, 1959 nucleotides long. RefSeq lists its product with no specific name. Gene Ontology annotation, biological process: pseudouridine synthesis. The transcript is spliced from 2 exons. Gene Ontology annotation, cellular component: nucleus. Gene Ontology annotation, molecular function: RNA binding; pseudouridine synthase activity. The record is from RefSeq and is a predicted model, not a curated record. Lineage: Eukaryota; Viridiplantae; Chlorophyta; Mamiellophyceae; Mamiellales; Bathycoccaceae. Bases 1 to 1959 code for a protein of 652 amino acids.